CAUUCUCUUCUUCUCCUCUUCCAAGUAAAAGAUAGAAAACCUUGGUCGAUAUUUUCCAGUCUUACAACCCAAACAGAAGAUGGAGAAAUCUGCAGAGCAAGAAUACAUUCAAAAGGCCUUUGGUUGGGCAGCCAGGGAUGCCUCAGGAAUCCUCUCACCCUUCAAAUUCUCUAGAAGGGCCAACGGGGAGGAUGAUGUUACCAUAAAGAUACUCUACUGUGGAAUCUGUCACACGGAUCUUCACUUCGUUAAGAAUGAUUUCGGGAAUUCUUCAUACCCGCUCAUCCCCAGGUACAUUUAUCUUAUAAUACUCUAAUUUUUUCCCUUACUUUUGAGUAGGCCCUACUAUACAUGGGGCCCGGGUUGAAAAGCACUCUUCAUUGG
Messenger RNA from Magnolia sinica, 384 nucleotides. Its product is annotated as probable cinnamyl alcohol dehydrogenase 9. Lineage: Eukaryota; Viridiplantae; Streptophyta; Magnoliopsida; Magnoliales; Magnoliaceae. The record is from RefSeq and is a predicted model, not a curated record. The transcript has 2 exons. The coding region runs from base 80 to 316 and encodes 78 amino acids. Gene Ontology annotation, biological process: lignin biosynthetic process. Gene Ontology annotation, molecular function: cinnamyl-alcohol dehydrogenase activity.